UGGGAUCUUUUUAGUUCCUGGACUCAUCAUUCCGUUCACACGAGCUUGCAACCAUGGCUUCUGAAUUCAUAGGCUACAAUGUCCUGGUAACUCUCCGAGCACCACCAGACGCUACCGUCCAAGGUGUGGUUGCGGAUGUCAUCGGCCAGCGCCUGAUGCUUCGAGAUGUUACUUUGUCGUGGAUUGGCUACCGACUACCAACAUACUCCAUUGAAGCUCCAGACAUCGCCGAUCUUUCCUUGGGACCGUCAGAUAGACCAAGCGCGCAAGCCUCGCACGUUUUGCAAGAAAAGCAGAGCCUUGGAACUCCAUACGCAGUUCAGCAACCUUUUGUGGACCCCGCAAUUUUGAGCUUCUCGAAACCAUCGAGUGAGGCCCACGCGAGCGUACAACCCCAAGCCGGCUUUACAGAAAGUUCAGGCGCUCGGCAGCUUCCCACGUCACAGGAUACGUCCCAAGUUACGUCUCAGGCAACGCCAGCCACUUUGGCCGAGCCAUUCAGUAACCUAGAGUUGAACGUGGGCAACAGGUCCACACCGCAAGCAGAGGAGCUACAAGGUCCUCUUUCGCGUGUGGUCGAAGAGUCUCCUGUUUCCGCCAGUCGCUUUGGAACGACCCGUGGUCGCCGUGGGGGGAAGCAGAAAGAUCCGAGUGUCUACAAUGAGCAUGACGGCGCACUCAACACAAACCCCAAGAGCAAAGGGUGGCGCCAGACUGCGUUCGUAGAACCAUCUAAUCCAAGUUUGUUGGACUCCCCACAGUCGUACAAGGAGACGGGCACACUCAAUGGCAAACGGCGGAAGAAGAAGAGCAGAGGCUACCCUGCACAAGUCAGUGGCUGGGCCACCGAAGAAGCAACAGAUAUCCAGGAAAUGGGCGACUUUGAUUUUGCAAGUAACCUCUCCAAAUUCGAUAAAAGACGUGUUUUUGAAGAGAUCAGGAAUGACGACACAACCGCCGAUGAAGAACGAUUGGUCAGCUUCAACAGGAGAGUACCAAAGCCUGGGACCAAUGGAGGCCGGAACUUACACUGGUCCGAGAACGUCCUCGAUGACAGCCUCGAAGAGAGUGAUAAUGAAGCUACGAACCAUGAACCAAGUGAUGCCAAGCUUAGUAGUGGAACAAUUUCCGGACGUGACGCAUCGAAGCUGUCAACCCGCGGCCGAGGGUCUCGGAAAGGGAGUGCUAUAUUUGGACAACCACUUAUUCCAACACAGCUGAAUACCAUUGGGCGCAGUCAAUUGAGCAACUCCCGUACGAAAUCAAGCAGCCCGCUUCCUACGAAAACGCACGUUUCGGCAUCACCAGUUACCGGUAUUAGUGCAUCUAGCGCCACGUUACGGCUUGCUACUACAAACAGAAGCUGUCCAGCUGUCAGCCCUCUGCAGAUUCUCGAAGUUGAGCAGCUAGCAAUCGGCGAAGUUGGUCUGACUGAGGAUAUGAUUACGGAGAAUGCGGGACGGAGUAUUGCCGAAGCGGCCGUUGGCCUUCUCUCGAGCGAUGCCGCUGCACCUACUAUCUUGGCACUAGUUGGAAACCAUCGGACUGGAGCGAGAGUCAUUUCUUCUGCUCGCCAUCUGCGGAACCGUGGCCAUCGUGUUACCGUAUGCAUGCUGGGGGUGGAACAAGAGGUUGAGCUGCUUGAGAGCUGCCGUAAGCAGGUUGACAUCUUCAAGAAGAUUGGGGGCCGCUUCCUCAAGUGGGAAGAGCUUUCUUCGAGACUCUCAACUUCUGAAUUUGCACCUGAUUUAGUUCUGGACGCUCUGCUCGGAAUACAUCUUCCUUUCAACGACCUGCGAACUGAUGAUCAAGCCACAGCCUUUGAGAUGAUAUCCUGGAUUAAUCGAAGCGGACUUGACACGCUAUCUGUGGAUGUCCCAUCCGGCCUAUCCGCAACUACUGGAGAAGUAACGGUUGUUGAAAGCGGGCAGUUGCGUGUCAACUCAAAGUCGAUAGUCAGCCUCGGAGCGCCCAAGACUGGGCUUGUUAACGCCCUUCUCGCUGGAGAGGGAGCCUCCUGGAACCUCACCGUCGCGGAUAUUGGAAUUCCCCAAAUAGCCUGGCGCAAAUUCGGCACGCGCCGACGGCACGGAAUCGACUUUGGUAACCGAUGGGUUGUGUCGCUGCGCUACCAGCCCUCUGUCGUCUAGUAGCUGUUUCCCUGGACGACUAUCUAACGAUUAUUGGAUGAAAAGACAUUGAGGCGUUGUGGUAGAGAAAACACUCUGACUUUAUCUUUAGCGCGGUAUAUGGUUUGUCUCUUUGGCCAUCCCCUUGUAUGACUUAUUUCUAGGCUUUACUCGCUCCUGCUUUAGAUCAGCCUUAGCUUGAUUUACAUGAUGUAGC
Aspergillus nidulans FGSC A4 is the source of this 2346-nucleotide messenger RNA. RefSeq names its product mRNA decapping enhancer EDC3. The record is from RefSeq and is a predicted model, not a curated record. The transcript has 3 exons. NCBI's taxonomy places the organism in Eukaryota, Fungi, Ascomycota, Eurotiomycetes, Eurotiales, Aspergillaceae. Gene Ontology annotation, cellular component: P-body; cytoplasmic ribonucleoprotein granule. The coding region runs from base 54 to 2150 and encodes 698 amino acids.